GGUUGCCAUGACCCUAUCGACACCUGUUCGCCAGGAUCGCUUUAUAUUAGAUGGCACAGGGAAAUGGGUGUCAUGGGAACAAGAAGCCGCGUGCUCAAGAACCUGCAACACCGGAUAUGACGUCAUAGUGGACGAAUGCUGUAGCUCCGGCGACAAUCGCGUCUGUCUCACCGUUCCAUGGAACAUCGUUAAACCGAUGCUAACUACUUGUACAGCCAAUGCCACUACAUAUUCACUGUCCCGCACAUCUCCUUCCUCAACACGUGACACACCCGUGUCGUCGGCGGCAUCGACGGCAAAUCCUUCGACAGUUAUGACAGCUACCUCAGCAUCGUUGAUUUCGGUCUCAUCUAAUGCAGCGCCAUUGUCGCCAUUAACAUAUACAUCAUUAUCAUCACCGCCAUCGUCGUCAUCUUCUUCUUCCUUAAGACCACAAACAUCGUCUGUAUUACCGUCGUCGUCACUGGCACUGUCUUCAUCAACGCCUUUACCAUCAACAUCGACGCCAGCAAUACAAACUAUAACCUCACUAACGUCGACAUCCACCGUUACCACGACAACGCCACAACAGACGACACCGCCCCAACGUGACUGCUCCGUAAGUGACGGGGUCUCGUGUGGGUUCACCUUCAAUAUCGUCUGCACCACCAGCGGGAAGGUUUUCGCAAACUUAUGUAUGCUUGCCAAAGCAGCCUGUCAUGAUCAAACUCUGAGACAAAAACCCUGCUCAGGAUGAUUAGAUAAAGAUCGAAGCGUUCCGCUUCCGAUGGCGACCAGAUGGAAU
Mya arenaria is the source of this 784-nucleotide messenger RNA. RefSeq lists its product as uncharacterized. Lineage: Eukaryota; Metazoa; Mollusca; Bivalvia; Myida; Myidae. Gene Ontology annotation, molecular function: protein binding. The transcript is spliced from 4 exons. The coding region runs from base 8 to 736 and encodes 242 amino acids. The record is from RefSeq and is a predicted model, not a curated record.